Messenger RNA from Pseudocercospora fijiensis CIRAD86, 456 nucleotides. RefSeq lists its product as uncharacterized. The transcript is spliced from 3 exons. Bases 1 to 456 code for a protein of 151 amino acids. Lineage: Eukaryota; Fungi; Ascomycota; Dothideomycetes; Mycosphaerellales; Mycosphaerellaceae. The record is from RefSeq and is a predicted model, not a curated record.
AUGAUAAUAGAAUGCGGGCAGAGUCGCCGUGUGAGGCCUCCAAGGACACGCAUCCCACCCAGCUUUCUUGACGAGCAACGCCCGCCACAGACAUUUCGUACACUCAUAGAGUGGAAUUAUUCAGAACUAGCAAGUCUUGGCCAGGGAUCAGCAAAAAAAAAAUCAGUGAAACAAUCACGUCCCUUCGUCCCGAAAAGUCCAUCCGACGAUCCUUCUCUCAUUGACCAGCUAGAAUCCGUGCUCAGACCUCCGUGCUUUUUUGAAGAGAAUGCCGCCUGCCUGUUCAUGGAUGACCAUCAUCUAGGUGGCGAGGAAGUCAAGAACGGCUUGAAGGGAAGCAAUAGCGUCCUGGAGCUGCAGGACUUCAUUGGCGUUGCCAGCGGGCGCGGUCAGCUGAACAUGAAGAGCAUCGAUGGCCGCGUUCAACUGGGUGAUCAGGCCGUCUUGUCGGACUGA